AAAACGCGCACCACCAACAAUUUCAAAACCAAAAAACGUAUCUAUAUAUAACAACAAAGAGUCCCGGCACAAAAAUUACCUCGGCUAAUUUCUUCUCAACUAAACUAACACAGAUUUAAAUAGAAACAUAAAUAAAAUGGCGGGCCGCGACAAUUUCCAGCUGCGUUUCGCGGCUGUCGCGGCAGCCGCCGCCGUAUUGAUCUUCCUCGUUUCAGGGCAAGUCGCGGAGGCGUCGCGUAUGAUGAACAUCUGCUCUCACACCUCGUAUCCAUCUCUGUGCAGGCCUUUGGUGAAGCGUGUCACGAACCCAAGAAGAGCUACGCACCGAACCAUCCAGGCUUUGGAGGCUAAGACGAAACUGGCUCUAGCCGAUGCGGCUAGGUACAAAGACGGUAACCAAGCGAUAGCCACGUGUUACGCGACGCUGAGCGACGCGGUCUACAAUCUGGAGAGCGCGAGGAAGAGCAUAAGGAAACGCGAUGUGCUGGCGAUGAACACGUUUCUAACUGCGGUUGUGUCUGAUUACGGCGCGUGUAUGGACGCGUUUAUUGAGACGAAACAGGUUAAUACGGUCCAGAAUGUAGUGGUUGACCUGAGGAAAAUUAGCAGCAAUUGCUUGUCGUUGUCUACAUUGAUUAGAUGAUCAACAUUUUAUUAUUAUUUUGUUCUCAAAAACAAAGACUACUAAUUAAUCUCGUAUAAAUGAAGAAGAAGAAGAAGAAGAAACAAAAAUCUUAACUAAUUAAAAAAAUGGGUUUUUUCUUUGUUGUCGUUUUUGUUUUUGGGGGAGCUGUUUGUUGAUCAUCAUUAUUCGUCGUGUAAACGCCACUGGGUGUAAUUGAUUUAUAUUUGAUUUCGUGUAAUUAAUUGCUAUUAGAAUUUUUUUCUUUU
This is a messenger RNA of Eutrema salsugineum, 891 nucleotides long. RefSeq lists its product as uncharacterized. NCBI's taxonomy places the organism in Eukaryota, Viridiplantae, Streptophyta, Magnoliopsida, Brassicales, Brassicaceae. Bases 137 to 643 code for a protein of 168 amino acids. The record is from RefSeq and is a predicted model, not a curated record. The transcript has a single exon. Gene Ontology annotation, molecular function: enzyme inhibitor activity.